AAAUAAAAUCCAUUAAUUCCAUCUGGGCCGAUGCCCAUCCGACUUGGAGGAGAGGCCAGGGGAAAAGCGCCACUCGUGUCCUCAUCGGAACCUCCCAUUUUCUUUUCUUUUUUUUUUUGAAAUUUUAUUUUCUCCUGGUUGUUGUCGUCCGUCUGCCAGAAAUGCAAAUGAAUAGAGGCAGAGCGGGAGCGCUGCCCAGUCCAGAGGACCAGAGAAUUAGCUGCAAAACCCGAAAGCAUGAGCGCAACCGCCGCCUCUUCAGCUACUGCUAAAUGGCAAUGGAAAUCUUCCCCAGUAAAGAUACCGCCUCCGAAUUCGCAUUUUUUCGACUCUAAUGUUUCUCUCCCGCACAAUCCCGCCACUUGGAAGAGUCGACGCGCCUCCUCCGCCGCCCUAGCUCAGAGACAGCCCUCCGCCGCCGCCGAUACUGGAAAGGACAAAGGGAGGAGGAGGAAGAAGACAGUUGCCAAGGAUGGGGACGACGACGACGACGGCGACGGCAAUGGCGAUGACAGAGCUGAAGAGCAAGAGCAGCCGCCGCAGGAGGAGGAGGGUUCGAUGAUCAGGCUGGUGGACGUGAAUCCCGUGGGCUUGGGGCGAAAAUCGAGGCAAGUGUUUGACGAGGUGUGGCGCAAGUUCUCGGUAUUGGGCCAGAUUUCCAGGACCGCCCGAGCCGAGGACGAGACCGGUCUCGAUGCCCUUCUAAUCAGGGAAGGUCCCAUGUGCGAGUUCACCGUUCCCGGGGCUCAAAACACCACCGUCCUCGUCGCCGGCGCCACCAGCCGCGUUGGCCGCAUCGUUGUCCGCAAGCUCAUGCUCCGUGGUUAUACUGUCAAGGCUUUGGUGAGGAAAUCGGACGAGGAAGUGGAGGAAAAUCUUCCGAGGUCGGUGGAGAUUGUGAUUGGGGAUGUGGGUGAUCCCUCCUCUGUGAAGGCUGCUGUGGAAGGUUGCAACAAAAUAAUCUAUUGUGCCACUGCUCGUUCAGCCAUCACCGGCGACCUCAACCGGGUUGAUUAUAAAGGGGUUUACAACCUCACCAAAGCAUUUCAGGACUACAACAACAAAAUGGCACAACUGCGGGCAGGGAAAAGCAACAAAAGCAAGCUUUUGCUUGCAAAAUUCAAAUCUGCAGAUUCGUUGCAAGGAUGGGAAGUUCGUCAAGGUACUUACUUCCAGGAUGUGGUUGCUGCUAAGUACGAUGGAGGAAUGAACGCUAAAUUUGAGUUCACUGAGACAGGAGAUGCUGUUUUCUCAGGUUAUGUUUUCACGAGAGGAGGUUAUGUGGAACUGUCAAAAAAGCUUUUGCUUCCUCUAGGUUGCACUCUUGACAGGUAUGAAGGUUUGGUUCUUUCUGUUGGUGGGAAUGGAAGAUCUUACGUUUUAAUUCUUGAAACUGGUCCUUUGGCUGACACAACUCAAAGAAAAAUGUAUUUUGCAAGAAUUAGCACAAAGGUUGGGUUUUGCAGGGUUAGAGUACCGUUUUCAUCCUUCCGCCCUGUAAAGCCAGAUGAUCCACCUUUAGAUCCAUUCCUCGUGCAUACUUUAACAAUACGUUUUGAGCCAAGAAGACAGAGACCUGUUGAAGGACCUUCUGGAACGAAACAAGAUGUGAGAAGCUUCAAGCUGAUAAUGGAAUAUAUCAAAGCCCUACCUACAGGGCAAGAAACAGACUUCAUCCUCGUUUCAUGUACAGGAUUAGGAAUAGAACCUGCUAGGAGGGAGCAGGUUCUAAAGGCCAAGAAGGCUGGAGAAGAUGCAUUGAGAAGAUCAGGCGUUGGGUACACAAUAAUUCGCCCUGGUCCCCUGAAGGAAGAACCUGGUGGCCAACGUGCUCUCAUAUUUGAUCAAGGAAACAGAAUUUCUCAGGGCAUUAGCUGCGCCGAUGUGGCUGAUAUAUGUGUAAAGGCUUUGCAUGAUUCAACUGCAAGGAACAAGAGCUUUGAUGUAUGCUAUGAGCAUGUGGCUGAGCAAGGAAAGGAGCUUUAUGAGCUUGUAGCACAUUUGCCUGACAAAGCAAAUAACUAUUUGACACCAGCAUUAUCUGUAUUGGAGAAGAACACUUGAUCUUUCUCGGAAAGAGAAACAGGACAAGCAAUGAUGAUAGGGAAACACAAGGGCUUCACCAGAGAUAUAUUUCUCUCAUCGGUUCAAAUUUGACACUUUAGAAGUUUGACAUCAAUGCCUCGGCCACCCCUCGUAUUUAGUUUUGCAAUUGCUAAAAAAAUAAGGGAUUAAUUGAUGUUAAAGAGACAACAUAAUCUCGGCAUCUUUGUGAUAGAUGUCAACUAGGAAAACUUAGUCAUUUACCUUUCUCUUAUUCAGAACAUUCAAGUACUAGUAUCUUUGAAAAAAUUCAUUGUGAUUUAUGGGGACCCACUCCUAUUUUUUCUAUUGCAAAAUUCAGAUAUUAUGCUUUUUUGGUUGA
Molecule: messenger RNA, 2425 nt
Organism: Malania oleifera
Lineage: Eukaryota; Viridiplantae; Streptophyta; Magnoliopsida; Santalales; Ximeniaceae
Product: protein HIGH CHLOROPHYLL FLUORESCENCE PHENOTYPE 173, chloroplastic
Exons: 14
Coding region: 238-2064 (608 amino acids)
Source: RefSeq, a predicted model, not a curated record